CAGCUGGAGGAAGCCGAGUAGGAAGUGGGUUGCGAUGUCCUUUUGUGUCCUACAGCCGGAGCGAGGAGCGAGCGCGCAGCCCCAGCCCAUGGCCCGGCCGGUCCCCGGCGCGCGGGGCCACUGAGCCGCCCCGCUCGGACACAGCUAGGACCCCGCCGCCGCCAGCGCUUCCUGCAGCUCCCAGCCCUUGGCUGCGACCAAGCCCUCUCCAGCCAUGUCAUCCCGGGAACGCCGGGCAGAGUUUUUCAUCAAAACGGAGCCGGCCUCCCCAGACAGCCUUGCCCAGCACAGCCCCAGCGGGUCUUCCGACACCAGCGCCAGCGGGGCCCCACAAGAGCUCGAGACCGCUGGGGCGCUGCCUGCCGGGACGGGGGCCUCCCGGCGACGCCAUGAUGACGACCCGGACGAGCCCCCGGGGCGGGGGAAGUACAUGCUGAGCGCCAUGCCCAAGCGGCUGUGCUUGGUGUGCGGGGACGUUGCCUCAGGGUACCACUAUGGCGUGGCCUCCUGCGAAGCCUGCAAGGCCUUCUUCAAGAGGACUAUCCAAGGCAGCAUUGAAUAUAGCUGUCCGGCCACCAACGAAUGUGAGAUCACAAAGCGGCGCCGGAAAGCCUGCCAGGCCUGCCGUUUCACCAAGUGCCUGCGCGUGGGCAUGCUCAAGGAAGGGGUACGUCUCGACCGGGUGCGAGGAGGGCGUCAGAAGUACAAGCGCCGGCCUGAGGUGGAGGGUGCCACUUACCCCAGUGCAUUCGUCACCCCACAGAUUGCUACGGCGACCACCAAGAAACCAGCUCCAAUGAACACAAUGGUGUCGCACUUGCUGGUGGCAGAGCCUGAGAAGCUGUACGCCAUGCCUGACCCCGCACUUCCUGACAGUCCCGCCAAAGCAGCGAGCACUUUGUGCGAUCUGGCUGACCGGGAGAUCGUGGUCAUCAUCGGCUGGGCCAAAAACAUACCAGGAUUUCCGGCGCUGUCCUUGGCGGACCAGAUGUCUGUACUGCAGAGCGUGUGGCUGGAGGUCUUGCUGCUGGGGGUGGCCUGGCGUUCGUUGCCCUGCGAGGACGAGAUCGUCUUCGCGGAGGACUUUGCUCUGGACGAGGAGGCGGCAAGGGCGGCAGGGCUACUGGAGCUCAGUGGGGUGGUCCUGCAGCUUGUGCGCAAGUACCGGGCCCUGCGCCUGGAGCGAGAGGAAUAUGUGCUUCUCAAGGCCUUGGCGCUUGCCAACUCAGACUCUGUGCACAUUGAGGACAUGGCAGCCGUGCAGCGGCUCCGGGACGUGCUGCACGAGGCCCUGCUGGAAUACGAAGCGUCGAGGCGCCCCGAGGAGCCCCGCCGGGCCGGCCGCCUCCUCCUCACGCUGCCCCUCCUCCGCCAGACAGCCACCCGCGUCCUCCACCACUUCUACAGCCUCAAACUGGAGGGCAAGGUCCCCAUGCAUAAGCUUUUCCUGGAGAUGCUGGAAGCAAUGAUGGACUGAAGGAGGAGGCCGGGAGGGGAGGGCAGGGGACAGGAUUUGGGGAGGGGAGCAAAGUACAGACUGACUGGUUAUCGGGGAUUGUUGGGGGGGGCGCGCGUGCAGAAAUGGAACGGGGCUUGGGUUUUCCCCUCCCACACAAUCCCCCCCUCCCAGAACCGCCGCUCGUCUGCCUCAUGUUAAAAAAACGCAUUUCAAUGUAUGCAAAUGUGAUAGCUGCCCAUUGCUUUGCACUGAGGCUGACUUUUUUUCUUUUCUGAAGAGAACAGACCCCAUGGGGGAGGCAGAGAAGUUUUUUAAAAAACAAAACAAAACACAAAACACCAGCCCUUCUGGACGUCAGAGGCUGGGCUGCCGCAACGUGGGGCAGGGAGAAAGGGAGACAGAGAAAGUUUUGACAUUCACACUGGAAGCCAUACUUUAAUUUUUAAUUUAUUAACUUGGGGAAGGGCAGGGGGUGGGUGUUAGCCACUGUAGCUCUAGCCUGGAAGCCAUAUUGCAUUUGUGAGGCAUGGAGGAGGGAGAGGAAGGGUAGUUGUUGGGGAGGGUUGUGCGUGUGUGUGCGUGUGUGUGUGUGUGUGUGUUGGGGGUUUUUGAAUGGUUAGUUCUUGCCCCAGGAUGCAGCUACAGGAUAGCACGGGAUGGAGAGCAGAGACAGCAGGUUCACGGCCUCUUUCCUACACCACUCAAACGCCAUCUAGGUUUUGCCCCUGGGCUGGGCCCAGCCAAAUGCACCUUAAUGAGGGUGAGAGUGUCAGAACCAUAGAUCCACAGCUCUCCAGAAAUAAGGAGGGAGACAGAUUUGGGGAGGGGAAGGAAGACCCACAACACUUUUCUUUUCUUUUUGACCUCCUUUCUGCCUCCUUAGUACCGAGUCUCUUCAUUAGGGCGUCUCUCAGGGGACGAUAGUCCGCCCCCCCCCCGUUUCUCUUUCCCUCACAAAGGCCCACCCUCCCUCUGGGAAUGUUGCAUUAUCACUUAUAAGCAAUAAUAAUAAUAUUAAUAAUAAUAAUAAUUUAAAAACUUGGGGGAGGGUCGCCAUGAUGCAGGGGGAAGAGGAGGUUGUGUCUUACGUCGUAUCUGCUUUGCAUGGAGUCUGCCUUAAAAAAAUUGGGGAAAGGGGUGUGUUUGAGUGUGCGGCUGCUGCAGUGGUGGGAAUCCAGCCCCCCCCCCGCUCCUCCUCUGCAGAAGGGAGAAGGCAGGGCCUUUCACGCUCCAUCCAAAGUUCUUUCACUUAAUUCCCUUGUAGCAAUAGUUAAAAAGGCAAUUUGUGCUUUUUUUUUCAGGUGUGAUUUCAUAUCAACCCCACAACUCCCCUCACACUACGAAGCUAAGCAGCUAGGUCCUCCCUGCGUCCCCAUUAAGCCAACCCCAUCUUACACCCAAAGCAAUAAAUAAAACCUCUUCCCCGCCUCUCCUUAAUUCCCUUUUGAACCCGCCAAACCAGGGGGGUGGGGAAGCUACGUUGCCCACCAGCUGUUGGGACUAGAACUCCCAUGGGCCAUGCUGGCUGCAGGGGCUGAUGGGAGUUGGAGUCCAACAACGACGCUUGCGGUGGCCUGCAGCUUCCCUGUUCCUGCUCUAACUUAAACCAAGGAGGGAGGCUGCAUGGCCUGUAGCUGAGAGCCAUGUACAUAGCAAUAUAUUUUACUGUAUAUUUGUUGCAGGAAAAAGAAAUCUACCCCAUUUCUGGCUCGCUUCCUUUCCCCCCCACCCACCCACGGAAGGGAGGUGGGGCUGCAGCCUCCCUUGCCCUGGUUGCAGCUGGGGGGGAGGGGAGAGGAGAAGCUGGAGAAUUUUUUUUUGUAUUAAAUUAUGUGUGUGUACAUAUUAUAAAUACCUCUGAUUUGUGUAUAGGCGGCUACACAUACACAUUCAUAGAGAGCUCUAUUACUGAACAAAUUAAAAAAGGCCAUUGCGGCCUGACAGUCAACUGCU
Messenger RNA from Podarcis muralis (Common wall lizard), 3412 nucleotides. It is a transcript of the gene ESRRA, whose product is annotated as estrogen related receptor alpha. Gene Ontology annotation, biological process: regulation of DNA-templated transcription. Lineage: Eukaryota; Metazoa; Chordata; Lepidosauria; Squamata; Lacertidae. Gene Ontology annotation, molecular function: zinc ion binding; steroid binding; sequence-specific DNA binding. The record is from RefSeq and is a predicted model, not a curated record. Gene Ontology annotation, cellular component: nucleus.